Danio aesculapii is the source of this 5438-nucleotide messenger RNA. It is a transcript of the gene ppp6r2b, whose product is annotated as protein phosphatase 6, regulatory subunit 2b. The coding region runs from base 125 to 3181 and encodes 1018 amino acids. Gene Ontology annotation, molecular function: protein phosphatase binding; protein phosphatase regulator activity. Lineage: Eukaryota; Metazoa; Chordata; Actinopteri; Cypriniformes; Danionidae. The transcript is spliced from 24 exons. The record is from RefSeq and is a predicted model, not a curated record. Gene Ontology annotation, cellular component: nucleus; cytosol.
CUGACCACUGACCACUCAAAACCCAGUGUGUGUAAACUGGUCUCUGCAUCCCAACUGAGGAAACGGAUCAUCUGACUGAAGGCUCUCUCUUUCUUUCUCUCUCUCUUUCCUAUAGGCUGCAGGCAUGUUCUGGAAGUUCAACCUGAACAACUCCUCUCAGGUGGAGAAGCUUUUGGAGAAGGAGGAUCUGACUCUGCAGGAGUUGCUGGAUGAAGAGGAUGUGCUGCAGGAGUGCAAAGCCCAGAACCAGCGCCUGCUACUCUUCCUCACGCAGGACAGCAGCAUCCUGGAGCUGGUCAACCUCAUCACGCACGAGCCCCCUGCUGACCGGGAGGAGAAACUGCGCUAUAAGUAUGCCAAUGUAGCUUGUGAGUUGUUGACGUGCGAUGUGUCCCUCAUCAAUGAUAAAGUGGGUGGAGACGAGUCUCUGCUGAACACACUGUACAGCUUCCUGGAGCAGAAGCCGCCGCUGAACCCCCUGCUAGCCUCCUUCUUCAGCAAGGCCAUCGGAAACCUCAUUACCCACAAGGCAGAGCAGGUGAUCGGUUUCCUAAAGGAUAAGGAGGACUUUUUAGGGCAGGUGUUGAAACACUUGGACACGUCGGCUAUGAUGGAUCUGGUGCUGCGUCUCAUUAGCAGUGUGGAACCUGUCUGCUUCAGGCACGAAGUGCUUACUUGGCUGAAUGAAGAGCGGCUGAUCCAGAGACUGAUUGCGCUGAUUGGUCCUUACACUGACAGUGAGUGGCAGUCGAAUGCGUCUCAGGCUCUGUGUGAUAUCAUUCGUCUAAGCAGAGAUCAGGCCAGUCUGAUGCAGGACACCACAGAGAGCGACCCUCUGCUCACAACACUGGAGCUACAGGAGAAUGUUGAGGCUCUGCUGAAGAACAUGCUAGAAGGGGAAAAGAGUGAAAUGAGCAUCGUCUGUGGAACACAAGUCUUACUCACAUUGUUGGAAACACGGAGACCAGGUGUUGAGCAGGUGAUUGACCCGUGCUCUCAGGGAUUGGAAAAGUCUUACACUGUAAACAACAGCAUUUUAAUGGGCAUCCAGCCACAUCUAAAGCACUUUCACCACCUUCUGUUAAACCCACCCAAGAAAUGUGCGAUGUUGACCACAAUGGGCAUUUUGGAGGAGCCGUUUGGGAAUGCGCGACUGCAUACGUCCAGACUGUUGGCGGCUCUACUUUACACCCGAGCUCCCAGAAUCCACCAUGAGCUCUGCCGACUCAACAUCAUCAACCUGCUGCUGGAUUUGUUUUUUAAGUUCUCCUGGAAUAACUUCCUGCACGUCCAGGUGGAACAUUGUGUCUCUGCCAUCCUUAACCCGACAACACAGAAUGGAAAAACACACGACAGUCCAGAUCAGUUUCAGCUGGAAACAAAAAACUCUGACGCACAAAACUCUGACAAAUCUGACAUGUUCACACGCGCUGACCUGAUCAAGCAUCUACUGAAGGACUGCAGGCUGGUUCAGAGGAUUUUGGAUGCUUGGGAUGAAAAUGACAAGACACAGGAAGCAGGAGGCAUGAGAAAAGGGUUUAUGGGUCAUCUGACCAGAAUGGCCAACACUGUGGUGCAGAACGCAGAGCGAGAGCAGGAACAGACCCACAUCACACAGCUCAUACAAGAGCUACCAGAGGGCUAUAAAUCUCGCUGGGAGCAGUUUGUGAAUGAAACUCUAACAGAAACUAACAAGAAAAACACUGCAGACAUGGUGUUCUCGGAUUAUCAGAUCCAGCAGAUGACCGCAAACUUUGUUGAUCAAUUUGGACUGAAUGACGAUGAGUUCAGAGAGCAUGAUGGGAGUAUCAGUGCCACGUUUGAUCGAAUCACAGAGAUCAACUUUAACUUGGUGGAUGAAGGAGCGAGCUCCGCAGUGUUUGAGACUCGUACGAAGGAGAGAAUCCGUCCAUUCGAUGAAGCCGAGGAGGAGGAAGAUAUUUGGGAGGAUAAAGAAAUCAACUAUGCAACACAAGUGAAGGCCAGAAGCAGGUUUGGCCUGGUGACGAACCCUCAGAAGAGCGAGGCGGACGGUGGCUCUCGUAAGCGUCUGGGCUCUCCUGACAUGGAGUGGUUUCCAGAGAUCAAGCCCAAUCCAGACCAGAGCAAGAUCCAGGAAGCGAAGCAGCCGAGUGAUCCGCAGAGUCCCGGCUGGAUCGCGAGUUUUGAGGAUGACUUCAGCUGUCGGGAUCUGGCCAGUAUAGCGAUGGACACGGGCUCCAGUGUGUGGGGCGGCUCUGGCUCCGGCUCUGACUCUCAGCUCAGUCAGAGUGAGGACAAAGGCUGGGCCACUUUUGGAGACUUCCAACCCUUCUGCUGUUCAGAUGCAGGACCCAGAUGUAGUUCACCUGUCAACCCAGAAAAUCCCAACAAACAGAGCGAGACUGAAGAACUGAAGGGCUCGACGGCUUGUGUGUGGAGUGUGUGUGGAGCGAGGAAAGCUCCUCUAGUAGCGUCUGACAGCAGCUCCAGUGGAUCAGACAGCGAGGAAGAGGAGGAAAAAUCCAGCAUCAUCACUGAGAGCAGCGUCAAACUCAAAACGGACGCAAAACACGAGAAAGCAGUCUACAGCAGCAAGAAUAACAGUCUACAUAUAGUGCCUUCAGCGGAGGUCAAACCCUACCUGAAAGAUCAUUUCCUGUCCAAACACAUCACUGACAUCGACCUCCUGACUCUCUCAGUCCUGCCACAUGGCCUCGACCAGCAGGAGUGGAUCGCAACAAACACUGUGUCGUUUUUCCAGCACACUACACUCUUCUUCAGUGCUCUGUCUGAAUAUUGCUCAACGACAGUGUGUCCAGCAACCAAAAGCCCAGCAAACACUUUGUAUGAAUGGACGGAUGAACAUGGGAAGAAAACGAAGUGUUCAGCUCCGGUCUACAUCGACUACGCCUUGUCUUACAUCCAGGAGUUACUCACAGAUGAGCGCGUGUUCCCCACCAAAAUUGGUUCAUCAUUUCCUCCAGGGUUCAUGUUCCUGAUUCAGAAGGUGUUUGUGAUGCUCUUUCGGACACUGGCUCACCUGUUCAGCGUCCACUACCAGGACGCCAUCGCAGUAGAGCUCCAUCCGCACCUCAACACACUCUUCACACACUUCAUCACCUUCAGCCACAUGUUCAAACUGCUGGAGCCCUCGGAGACAGCCCCGAUUGAUGACCUCAUCGCCAUACUCACACACUGACCAAUGAAUACACAAACACACGGACAGUGAACAUGAGCUCUUCGCAAUUCAUAAACUCAAAAUCUUCAUGGACAAGGUGGAAAAAGCAAGAGAAGACCACAAAACUGCAGUGAUUAGAUUUCUUUUUGAUGUUUUGACUCAAUAGAACUACAAUGUGUCAAUCAUCUACAGGCUAAGCUCUGAUUGGACAGCGCAUCUGGCUCCACCUACUGUGAAAGAUAUUUCAGUGUCAACUGUGAACGUAGGUGAUUUUCUUUUGGCAUUUGGCCCCACAAAGUCUUUCAACGAGAUGCAAUUCUGGGAAAUCCACACUGCGAGCUUUCAACUCGGCUUUGCAAAUUAAGGCCACAUUCCCUUUUGAUGUGUUUGUUGGACAGAAUGAUUGAAAAAAAGAAGAAGAAACCAAAACCUCCAAAAACCUUUAAGUGCCAUCUGAAAUUUUCUUCUAAAAUUAGCAUUUCUUUCUACUCAGUCUGCUAUGUUAAGGUCCAGUAAUUUAACUUUUAUGUCAAAGAACAGGUUAUUUACAUUGCCUUUAAUGUGAAAUAACUGCACAUAGACAUAGGAGGCUGAGAAAAAUGGAAGAAAAUUAAUAUUAUUAUUAUGUAUAUUAUUUUAGUGGACAUGGGCUGUUAUAAGAUGCUAACGGUAUGAUAACCUUGGAUCAAAAUAUCACAGAUUCACGGUAUUGUGAUUACUGCUCUGAAAUAUAUUCAUUUUAAAUAUCUGGGUAAAAAACAAGAACUUUUUUCCACUUUGAACACAAUGGCUGCAUCUGAAAUUGCAUAUCUCAAUACUAUAUAGUACGCUAAAAACAGUAUGCGAGGUUAGUAUGUCCGAAUUCAUAAUAUUUUUUUUCAUAGUAUUUAAAAAAAAAAGUAUGCGAGAAAUAUGCGAGGAAGACCUGCUACAGGGGAUUUCAUACUCAGUCCUGGAGGGACAGUGUCCUGGAGAGUUUAGCUCCAACCCUAAUCAAACACACCUGAACCAGCUAAUCAAGCUCAUACUACAUAUACUAGAAACUUUCUGGCAGGUGUGAAGCAAGUUGGAACUAAACUCAGUAAACAUGUCAGGCUGAAUAAUUCAAAUGAAUCUUUGACUUCUGCUGUCUUCAUUAGUUUCAAAAACACAGAUUUCUUUACUAUUUAAAGCGGUAUUUCUGGAUCUCUUUUCUGCUGGACAUACUGUUGUCCUAGAAAAAAAAAAAAACGAUCUUACAUGUACCGUAGGAAUGGAAUAACAGAAAAUUUUGGUGGUUUUAAAACCUUGACUUCUACAAAACGCAGUAUACCCUGAAAGCGGUUAUCGUCCCAUGUCUAUAUUUUAGAAGACAUUUUCAGAUAGCACUUCUUUUGGCAACUAAUAUGUUUAUUGAGACAACAGCUUUCUGAAGGAUUCACUACCACCCACAAGUGUACAUGUUUGUAAUAAAAAUGUUUUUUAAAGAAAUUACUUUUUUUUAAAAACAAGAUUUUUAUGAAGAAACAACAGCACAGACAUUACAAUGUAACAAAAUAAAUAAAAAAUUAUGCUGUACUUUAAACUUUCUAUACAAAAGAGCCCUACAAAAUGAUCACUAUUUAUUUACACGUUAGUAUUAAACUAAAUGUUUAAGUUUUUUUUUUGUAAAUCAGCGAAUGACUAUCACUCCUAAAGGACCCUAUUCAGAAAUGGGGUAUAUGCACAUGGACUUUUAAUUUCAGUCAGCCAGCCUCAGGGCUUCUGGUUAAUUGUCGUCCCAUACAAAAUCGCUGCGUUUAAAGAUCUGAUUUCUUUAAAAAAAAAAAAAAAACAGCGAUCAUCACUUCCUGGCUAAGAUCUGAUAUAAAGUGGGCAUCAGACCAAACAAGAAGCACUGCAUUACAUUAUAUUUUUUGCGCCAUGUCUUUAAAAUAUGGAAAUUAUUUUUACCCCAGUAUUUUUAAUAGAAUUUCUGAGCUAGCCUGCUACUAUUGACGGCACCUGCGUUUAAAUGCAGUCUUUCAUCUCAUUCUACGCUUGAACAACUAAAAAGCUCAAGUCUAUUUAACUGAAUGUAUUGUUAUUAAAUUACAACAUUAAUGCUGUAAAAGGAACCAUAUGAAAUUGAAAAUAGUCUCAUUAAACUUUCACCGGAAGUUUAUCAUUGGCUGAAAAACACUAGCUGUGCAUAUAGCAUUGUAAUGUCUGUUUAGAUUUUAAAAACUUCUUCAAAAAGCAGCAUAUUAAUUGCUGUCAUGUGAUGCAAUCCCAAUAAAUGAGACUAUUGUAUUUUGUA